Messenger RNA from Macrosiphum euphorbiae (potato aphid), 1353 nucleotides. Lineage: Eukaryota; Metazoa; Arthropoda; Insecta; Hemiptera; Aphididae. The record is from the annotation of a GenBank genome assembly.
AUGAAGGUGACGUAUACCUGGUUAAUUUAUUCAUGUUUAUUUUUCGUCAUAGGUUAUCCGUAUAUUAAAAAAAAUGUUCCAUGGAUUCGUGAAAUCUUAAACAAACAUUUCACAGACACUACAUGCGUUUUACCAACCGUCGAUGGAGUUGUAUAUUCUUAUGAAGAUUCUCAUGAAAUAUUAUCUCACGGGGCAUUAAUUAAUCAAAAUCUUACUAUUAUUGAGAAUUGUGAAGUUGGAUAUCAUAAGGCUUAUACCAAUAGUUCUAGGUUUUGUCUGGGAAAAGGAAAAUGGUUAACAAAUUUUGAGAAAUUGUGUUUCAAAAUGUGUCCACCUCUAGACUCAAAUAGUUUGGAUAUUAAAUGUAGUCAUAAUGGUAAGUAUACUAAUUGUUCAAAUGUAUCGAUACCCGAUACAAUAGCAACACCAUCAUGUAAGCCAACAUAUACUACACCAAAUGGACAAGACAACACUCCACAUGAAUUAAUUUGUCAAUCUAAUGGAACGUGGAAUAAACAACUAUAUAAAUGCGAUCCACAUUGUGGUAGAGUGUAUAUCAUAAACCAAACAUUGAUUAACAUUGGUGAAGAAUCUCUUGUAUUGACGGCACCAUGGAAUGUUGGAGUAUAUAAAUUAAAUAAAACAACUUUCAAUUAUAACUUGAUUUGUGGAGGAUCAAUAAUUUCUCCAAAUUUAGUCGUUUCUGCUGCUCAUUGUUUUUGGCAAAAAGGUAUGUUAUCCAAUAGAAUACCAAUAAACGACGGUCUAUACAAAAUUGCUGUCGGAAAAUAUGCGAGAGAUUUUUCAAUCAUUGACAAUGAUUUUACUCAAAUAAUUAAUGUAGAUAUUGUUAACCUGAAGGAAGGUUAUUAUGGACCUACUGGAUUUCAUGCUGAAGAUAUAGCUAUCAUUGUGUUACAAAAUAGAAUAUCUUUUAGUAAUGGUGUAGCACCUGUUUGUAUCGAUUGGAAUAGUAUAUACAAUGUUAGCAAUGGAGAUCAAGGAAAGAUUGUUGGUUGGGAAAAAACAGAAGAAGGCAUUUCAAAUCCUGCUUUGUUAGAAGCAUCUUUACCAUACAUUGACCAUAGUUCUUGCCGGAAUAUGUAUACAAACGGAUUUGAAUCAUUUGUGACUUUUGAUAAAUUUUGUGCCGGAUCUGCAUUGGGACAAGGAGUGGGUACGGGAGAUAGCGGUGCAGGCUUAAGCUUUUUACACUCCAAUUCAUAUUAUUUAACCGGAGUAGUGAGUAUAAAAGAUCCAAAUACAAAAAACUCAAUCGCUGUUUUUACAGAAGUUAAACAUCACAUUCAAUGGAUUCGUGAACUGUAUAAAAAAUAUAAUUAUGUCCCAUAA